Molecule: messenger RNA, 512 nt
Organism: Zychaea mexicana
Lineage: Eukaryota; Fungi; Mucoromycota; Mucoromycetes; Mucorales; Lichtheimiaceae
Exons: 1
Coding region: 31-291 (86 amino acids)
Source: RefSeq, a predicted model, not a curated record
GGUUGGGGGCGCCUGCAGUCACUUUACGAAAUGCAUUUCGCCUUGAAACUGAAUUCCGUACUCUGCCUGGAGAUCCUUGCAUCGGUACCUAUACAUUGCCCAGCAGAACGGUUUUAUCUGGUCCUUUGUGCCGUUGGGACAUGCUUUAGUCGGGUGCAGGACGUCAUCAUACUGGGGCAGCCAGCAAAAAUAACAUGUACCAUUAGACAGGUUUCGCACGGCUUUGAAUUGGCAGUCUGCUACACUAUGUUCUGUGCUGAGGCACGCGAAACACAGAUUUCUUCCACCUGAACAACACUUGUGGCCGUUUGAUUUUUCCAGCGCUUGUUUAGCCAAAACCAAGUCAUUCAUGCAAUAUGUGCCAAAGAUAUCCAAAAGGUCCUUGAGAUCUUCCUUGUCAUUCUUGUGCGCGCGUGCCUGGGUGGAUACUGACAUGGCGUCAAUCUCUAUAUACUGACGGGAGGCUGUGUUGUCAAGGGAAUGUGCGAUUUCAUGGCGGACAGAUACGGCAG